Molecule: messenger RNA, 1566 nt
Organism: Lolium rigidum
Lineage: Eukaryota; Viridiplantae; Streptophyta; Magnoliopsida; Poales; Poaceae
Product: FCS-Like Zinc finger 10-like
Exons: 2
Coding region: 1-1047 (348 amino acids)
Source: RefSeq, a predicted model, not a curated record
AUGCUGCGGAGGAUGGUGUCGGACCAGGGCCCGGGCUCCGGCGCCGGCGGCGCCGGUGGAGAUGCGGCCAGGCCCCGCGGCGCCGGCGGCGCGCUGUUCGCCGUGCCGCGACUCUUCGUGGGGCUCGCCGCCGCCAAGCGCUCCCCGGACGGCAGCGGCGAGUCGGAGCGGAGCCCGACGUCGCCGCUCGACCCCAAGGCCCUGCUGCUCCGGUCCCCGCGCUCGCCGCGGACCUGGGACGCGGAGCCGGUGGGGCUCGGCCUCGUGGUGGACGUCGCCCACGCCGGCGCCGGCAGCGACGGCGCCAGCGCCAACCCCACGACCUGCGUGCUCAGCCCGCGCCUGCGCCUCAAGUCCACGCCGAAGGUAUGCGGCGGGGGCGGCCACUCGCAGCCGGAGCUCGGCAAGACGGUCUCCUGCCCGGCGUCCGCCACGGCCGGCAUGUCCGUGCCCUGCAGCAGGUUCUUCCACGGCGGGGAUCUGAAGUCUGGUCCGGAGGCCACGCGGUCCGACACCGGCGCCAAGCGGCAUUGCUUCCACCUCGGCGAGUUCCCCGGGGCGGGGUCCCUGCCGGCGUCCAUCGCCGGAGGAGCCCGCCGCCGGUUCGUCGGCUCGGUCUCGGCCAGCGAGGUGGAGCAGUCGGAGGACUACACCUGCAUCAUCGCCCGCGGCCCCAACCCCAAGACCACCCACAUCUUUGGGGACUGCAUCCUCGAGCCCCAGGAUGUUGCCAAGAGCGGCGAGGCCGCUCUGGAAGUGAUGGACGGAGCUGCCAAGUCCUACCUGGUGGUCAAGUGCGCUACCGAGACCGCCGCCGAUGCGGUUGAUGAUUUCCUCAGCUCCUGCUUCACUUGCAAGAAGAAGCUUGAGGGCAGCGACAUUUACAUCUACCGCGGCGAGAAGGCAUUCUGCAGCGCUGAGUGCCGUGACAAGGAGAUCCUGAUCGAGGAGGAAGCCGAGAACAACAUGAGCAUGGGCUCCCCUCGCUCAUCCUGCUCGUCCCUGCACGAGGACAUCUUCAUGGCCGGGAUGAUCGUCGCCACAUGACCCGCCGCGACGAUGGCUCGACCGAGAACACACCGCCGUUUCCUCCUCGACAAGCAUGCGCCCAAUUUUCCCCCUUGCCACUACCUCCAGGGGACGGGGUGAUCAUACAUGGAUACAUUACCGGUGCGCAUUGCGACCAGCUCGCUGUUUUUGAUUCAGCAGCUGGGGAACCGAGGAGGAAGAAGCGGCCGUGUUCUUGGUGGGUCAUCGUCACCUGUGGGGGUCGGAUUCGCUGCGGCGAGCUGCUGCCAUUUUUACCCAGUCCUUGGAACCUGCAGGGAUCUGGGCUUUGUAGUAGAACAACAACAACAAAAAAAGAGGUCGCCUGCCUGCUUGCCUUUGGUCCUGUAGUUUCGAUCUUCAGGCAGCUGGCCAGUGCCACCCAUCCUUUUUCAUCUUCUUCUUGCUUCCUUUUUUCUUUUUUUCUUUCUUUUCCUCCUCCUGCCGGCAGCAGUGACCAUGUCUGCACAUUGCUACACUACCCUGUGAGAGAUAAUGACAUUGAGCUGCUUUGGGUCA